AUGGGGAAAGAAGGGUUUGUGAGUAAGUUUUUUAGAAAUGGGAAUAGCAUCACUUCAAAAUUGAAUCGUUUCUUUGGCAGAAAAGAUCCGAAACAUAGAAACUUUCCAAUCUUAGAAGGUCAUCCUAUUGCACAAGAACAUGCUCAAGGUGCAGCUGAAACUUUUAAAGAUACAACAGACAAGGUUGGAGUUCUGAAGAAGGAAUUCAAGAUAUAUAGAUGGAAUCCAGAUGUGCCAUCAUCAAAACCAUAUCUCCAAUCUUAUUUUCUGGACCUUACUACCUGUGGCCCUAUGGUGUUGGAUGCACUACAAAAAAUAAAGUCCGAAGAAGAUUCAACUUUGAGUUACAGAAGGUCAUGUAGAGAAGGAAUAUGUGGCUCAUGCUCCAUGAACAUUGAUGGCGUCAAUACUGUUGCUUGUUUAAAGCCCAUUGAUCCGGAUACAACUAAGCCUACGUUUAUUACUCCUCUUCCUCAUAUGUUUGUUAUCAAAGACUUGGUUGUCGAUCUCACCAAUUUCUAUAACCAAUACAGGUCAAUUGAGCCAUGGUUGAAGACAAAGAAGGCAGCACCGGAGGGAAGAGAGCAUAGACAGUCGCCGUCGGACAGGAAAAAGCUGGAUGGGUUGUACGAGUGUAUUUUGUGUGCCUGUUGUAGUACAUCUUGUCCUUCGUAUUGGUGGAAUCCUGAAGAGUUUCUUGGACCUGCUGCAUUGAUUCAUUCUUAUAGAUGGGUAGCUGAUAGCCGGGACGACUUUACGGAGGAGAGGUUGCAAGCAUUGACUGAAAAAGAAACGAAGUUGUACAGGUGCAGGACAAUAAAGAACUGUACAGCUUGUUGUCCUAAGAGUUUAAAUCCUGCAAGUGCCAUCAACAAGAUGAAGGCUAUGCAGUCUUCGCUCUAUACCUGUUGAUAAGGUCGAAAGAAUGGACACUGCCUAGCUAGGUAGUUGCAUAAACGUCACUGUUAAUGGUGUAUUAAUAAU
Molecule: messenger RNA, 984 nt
Organism: Papaver somniferum (opium poppy)
Lineage: Eukaryota; Viridiplantae; Streptophyta; Magnoliopsida; Ranunculales; Papaveraceae
Product: succinate dehydrogenase [ubiquinone] iron-sulfur subunit 3, mitochondrial-like
Exons: 4
Coding region: 1-912 (303 amino acids)
Biological process (GO): aerobic respiration; tricarboxylic acid cycle; respiratory electron transport chain
Cellular component (GO): mitochondrion
Molecular function (GO): electron transfer activity; 2 iron, 2 sulfur cluster binding
Source: RefSeq, a predicted model, not a curated record